Corylus avellana is the source of this 1380-nucleotide messenger RNA. Lineage: Eukaryota; Viridiplantae; Streptophyta; Magnoliopsida; Fagales; Betulaceae. The record is from RefSeq and is a predicted model, not a curated record.
AUGGCGUCUUCUGAGCAAAACUUCUGCUGGACCCAAACCACCGCCGCUUCCGAACCCAGUCAACCAACACCGGUGAGAGCUCAAAGAGGGAGAAACAGAGAGAAAGAGCGUCUGAGAGAGGGAGAAAAUGGCGAGAGGGAGAAAUGGAGGGAAGAGGAGAAAAGGAAGAAACAAAAAGUUUUGGCUUCUGAACCCAGUCAACCAACACCGGUGAGAGCUCAAAGAGGGAGAGGGAGGGAGAAACAGAGAGAGAGGGAGAAAAUGGCGAGAGGGAGAAAUGGAGGGAAGAGGAGAAAAAGGAGAAAACAAAAAGUCUUGGCUGACAGUGGAGAGAGAAGCUUAAGAAAAGCACUUACUUCAGACAAAUUGCCUCCUGCUGAUGCAUUGGUCAGGGUCUCCCAUGGGUCUUCGAACAAUGAAACAUGUACUAGUUGGUGGUCUGAAUGGGAUAAUGAAUUUCCAGCUUCUGUUUUGAAGAGUGCUGAAAACGAAAUUCCUGAGAAUACAAAACAAAACAAAACAAUGAGAAAGCAAGGAGGGAUUAAGAAAGCACCAAUACCUGGGUUUCAGAAACCAAUCUCGCUGAGAGAAGAAUCCAUCGGGAGAAAACAAACCAAAGGCGGCUCCAACAAUUCCAAGUCCAUGCUAAAAGUUGAGCACUUGCAGAAGCUAGCAGCUUGGGCGAGUGGGGAGGCUGCUAUUCUUUCUUUGGGUGCCACUUUUGGGCACCGUUUGGCUACUGUAACAGAGGCCAUGGGGGUACCGCCCGACCCUUCUCUGUUUUCAUGCGAAAGAUGUGAAACAAUUCUUCAGCCCGGCUUCAACUGUACUGUCCGAAUUGAAAAGAAUAGGGCAAAGGCAAGGCGUAAAAGGAAGAAAACUAAUAAUUUCACCCAGAACAAUAUGGUAUACAAAUGCCACUUCUGUUCACAUUGGAAUCUGAAGAGAGGGACCCCGAAAGAGAUAUGUCCCUCAAAGGCCAAAACAUCUUCAAAAUCAGAAACUGCAAAACCGAAGCUUCAGAAAUGUGCUAGCUUGGAGAAGAGCUCCAGAAGCAAAGAUGAUAUCAGUAAAACAGAUGAGAUAGCUUCACCAGCUUUUGCUGGGGAGAUUCCUGCAACAGAUAGUCCUGCAACUCCAUUGGUGAGAAGUGGCACUAAUUUGCUGGAUGCGAAGAGGGGAAAGAGAAACCGAUCAAUAUCCAAGAAACCAGCUGGAACUGAAAGGAAUUCUACCCCAACAGAUGUGGAAAAAGCUGCAAGCACGUCAAAUAAACGAAGAAAAAAAUCUUGGACUAGUUUGAGGGAAAUUGCUGACAGUGCCGAGCAUGAUAGCAGCCCGAAGAUCACUAAUUUGACAAUCCCAUUUUGUUUAUAAACA